Molecule: messenger RNA, 717 nt
Organism: Brassica napus (rape)
Lineage: Eukaryota; Viridiplantae; Streptophyta; Magnoliopsida; Brassicales; Brassicaceae
Exons: 3
Coding region: 1-717 (238 amino acids)
Source: RefSeq, a predicted model, not a curated record
AUGGAUAUAGCUGGUUGGGUGGGAAAUUGUCUAACAUGUCAGUUAGUGAAAGAAGAGCAUCAGGUUCCGAGUCGCUUGUUCCAAAGUCUAUCCAUGCCUGAAUGGAAAUGGGAUAUGAUCACGAUGGAUUUUGUGUGCGGGCUUCUAAAGACAAAGAGCUAUAAAGAUUCAGUAUGGGUGAUAGUAGACCGCUUGACUAAGUUAGCACACUUCCUUCCAUUCCAAAUGUCAGAUGGUGUAGACAAGUGUGUGGAACUCUACAUGAGGGUAAUUGUGAAACUCCAUGGUGCACAUGAGUACAACAUAUCAUCCACAAACGGAAUGACAAUCGGAGAGGACAAUCCAAUCAUUGGAGGAUUUAUUGGAGGCUUGCGUAGUGGACUGGGACGUCUGUGUCGAACUCUCUUGUGUUGGAUUGAAGUGGGGGAUGGCCGAGAUCUUUAUCCAGGGGUGAUAAAAGAAAUGACAGACACGAUCAAAUUUAUCAAGGAGAAAAUGAAAGAGGCUCAAGAUCGGCAGAAAAGCUAUGUAGACAAGAGUAGGAAGGAAUUGGAAUUCCAAGUGGGGGAGAUGGUUUACCUAAAAAGGGUGAAGUCUAAGGGAAAUGAUAGGACAGCGAAGAUGGGUAAACUGCAACCGAGAUAUAUGGGACCGUUUAUGAUCGUGGAACGAGUUGGACCAGUGACUUAUCGUUUGGAAAUGCUUGACGUUCCAUGA